AUGUCUCAUGCAUCGCUAACUGUCGCCGGAAAAUUCUUGAGAAUCGCUGGAAAGCCCGAAGCUUUUGAGCUUCGAUUCUCCUUCCUCGCUCGGAUACUGGACAAUAGGAAGUCUGGAUUGCUCCAUCGUCUUCCUACUUUCCAUGGACUUUCUGUGGAAGAUCCCAACCAGCAUCUAAUGGAGUUUCAGUUCAUUUGCUCAAGAAUGAAGCCACAUUUAGCAGAUGAGAACAUUUUGAAGCUGAAGGCAUUUCCUUUCUCAUUGGCUGACAAAGCAAAGCAAUGGCUUUAUGAGUUGCCAAGUGGACACAUUACAUCUUGGGAUGACAUGAUGAAGGCAUUUUUGGUUAAGUAUUUCCCCACAUCUCGUAUCAUCAUGCUUAGGAAGAAGAUCAGUGGAAUUCAACAAGGAGUUGAUGAGUCAUAUGCUGAUUACCAUGAGAGGUUUAAGUCUCUUCUUGCUCAAUGCCCUCAACAUGGAAUAAAGGAUGAGACUUUGCUUACUUGUUUUUAUGAGGGACUUACCAACUUGGAGAUAGAUAUGCUUGAUGAUGCUUUUGGAGGUUCCUUUAUGGACAAGUUUCCAGCUGCUGGGAUGGCUCUAAUUCAAAGUAGAGCCUCAAACCAACAACAAUAUAGAGGAACAAGAUCCACCACACGUGCAAGAGUCAAUGAGGUCUUGACAACAAAGGGACAAGGAAUGGCCAUGACAUGUGGAGUAUGCUCCAUGCAAGGACAUCCAACUGAUAAAUGCCCACAACUCAUGGGAGGUGAAGAAUGGGAGCAAGCCAACGCCAUAGGCUUUCAAGGAGGUCAAAAAUACGAUCCAUUUUCCAACACCUAUAAUGCUAGACUUAGGGAUCAUCCUAAGUUUAGGUGGAGGAAUAAUGACAAUGUGCAAGGACUUCCUCAAAAUACUUUGAUCCAGGUGAACACCAUAAGCAAGGAUGUGGAGGAGUUAAAGAAGCAGAUGAGUCAAAUGAUAGGUACCAUGAACAAAUUCCAUGAGCAAGGAAAGCUCCCAAGUCAGACUAUUCCAAAUCCAAAGGGAGGAUUCAAAACUGCCCAAGCUAUCACCACUAGAAGUGGAAAGACCCUUGGAGAUGCCCCAAAAGCCCAAAAGAAUGUCCACAUGGACGUUGAGGAAGAAGAAAAGGACCCAGCCAAAUCCAAAAAGGAGUUGAAGGCGUCACCUAAUUCUGAGCAACAACUGAAACCAAAAGGUAAUGAUUCUAACUUGUCAAAUUUAGUUAUUGCUAACUACUCUACUCCCAUGCCUUUUCCAAAUAGAUUUGCUCAAUCUAAGAAGGAUGAAAGUGAGAAAGUAAUCUUGGAGACAUUCAAGAAGGUCCAAGUAAACAUACCUCUUCUUAAGGCCAUCAAGCAAGUUUCAAAGUACGCUAAGUUCUUGAAAGAGCUAUGUACUACAAGAAGGAGGCAGCGUGAGAAAGAGGUAGUGAAGGUCAGUGAGAAUGUCUCAUCUGUGAUCCAAAGAAAACUCCCUCCAAAGUGCAAGGACCCCGGAAGCUUCACCAUUCCAUGCGUAAUUGGUAACAACAGGUUUGAGAAUGCUAUGCUAGAUUUAGGUGCAGCGAUAAAUGUCAUACCUUAUUAUGUUUAUGCAUCAUUAGAUCUAGGAGAGCUCAAAACUGAUAAUGUUAUCAUUCAGCUAGCAGAUAGGUCUAAAGCAUACCCUAAAGGUUUAGUAGAGGAUGUUCUUGUUUAA
Messenger RNA from Rosa chinensis, 1725 nucleotides. RefSeq lists its product as uncharacterized. The record is from RefSeq and is a predicted model, not a curated record. The transcript has 4 exons. Bases 1 to 1725 code for a protein of 574 amino acids. NCBI's taxonomy places the organism in Eukaryota, Viridiplantae, Streptophyta, Magnoliopsida, Rosales, Rosaceae.